Molecule: messenger RNA, 9927 nt
Organism: Colletotrichum lupini
Lineage: Eukaryota; Fungi; Ascomycota; Sordariomycetes; Glomerellales; Glomerellaceae
Product: Mus7/MMS22 family protein
Exons: 8
Coding region: 1-9927 (3308 amino acids)
Biological process (GO): double-strand break repair via homologous recombination; replication fork processing
Cellular component (GO): Cul8-RING ubiquitin ligase complex; nucleus
Molecular function (GO): ATP binding; ATP hydrolysis activity
Source: RefSeq, a predicted model, not a curated record
AUGGCAAACUGGAAAGAACUGGGUGAGGUCCCAGACUCGGACGACGAACUCGACUUCGAUAGCCAGGAUCUUGAGUCGCUGCCGAACCCCGAACUACCUUCGAAACCCACCUCCGAUACUUUACAAACGAAGGACGUCCGAAAGAGCAUAUGGGAUGUUCCCGAAUCGUCACAGGAUACGCCAGCAGACGCGACUACAGAUCGUGUAGCAACGGACCGCCACCAUGAGGUGUUUAAGCCUAUUGACGGAGAGCCGCCCUCUUCGCCGCUGUCUUCGGUGCCGGAUGUGGAUGAGCUGGACGACCCCUUCAACUUGGACUUAGACGAACCAGCAGCCCAAGUGGCACCUACGACAAAAACGAGGACUAGGUAUCUUCCCAACGACCGCGACGACUCUCCUGAUCCCCUGGCUGGCGAUGAUACCGUUUCGACGAGCUAUGUUAGAAUCACUGCUCCUGAACCUGAGUUCCCCGCCGAGAACGAUACCGAAAGCCUUCCACAUCCUAAAAAGUCUCUGGCGGCCUCUUCACAACCCAGUCAACAGAGCCGGCAGAGACGAUUGGCUGCUCAGCUCUUUGCUAGUUCUAGCCCGGAUGCAGAGGUGGCAGCUCCAGUUCAGCAGUCUAACGAUGGCAACACUUCGCCUCCGAGGCCUUUAUCCGUCUCCUCGGCAGCCUCUUCUGUUGCUUCUCCGGCGCCGACCCAGUCGAGGAAGCAGCUGAGGCCGGCAGCUAUUCAGCGGGUGGAAAGCUCCAACAGGGACGAGGAGGUUGCUCGACAAGUCGCUGUGCGGUAUGAACGCUCGUUCAGACCAAGGAAACCCAUCCAGGAACACCCAUACCUCAUUGAGAAUGCCCAGUACAGCAAGGCUCUCAAGUCACACGGCAUCCGGCCGAUCAGAAUGCCCACAGAGCCAGCCCCGAGACGUCAACGGCCGGAGGAGGAUUCCCAGGAGAAGGAUUUUGAGGAUGAUAGCCAAGAACCCACAGCUGAUGCGCCAAACGGAACCACAGACGAGAGCCAGUUCAACGGCCUGGAUAUCCCGCUGAGCUCUAGUCCUCAGCUGAUGUCGUCCCUCUCCGAUUCACCCCUCCGAACAUCGUCCCCCAAGCACCGCGGCGGACCGAGUAGCCAACCAAGUCAGGGCGAUACGGAUAAUACCAGCUUCUCCGAUGUCGACGAUUUGCCAUCUCUUGAUAAGAUUCACCGCGACUUGCUGGCAAACCGAUCUGCCAAAAAGCGAAAGCGCGGGAAAGGCACUGCGACCAAGGCUGUGGUGACGCAGACGGCAGCCCCAAAUGCGCCCUCGCGUCCGCAGUUUCAGCAGUAUGAUGAGAUUUACGGCAUGCUUUCUUCGCCGUCCUCGUCGCCUGAAGUACAGACUACUGUGAUCAACCAUUUGAUUGAUCCUACAUCAUUGCCUACAGAGAGCAACGCCGAAACGGUAUUUUCUGAGGACGAUGACCUGCCUAUCGUGGAUGGCAACAUGUUGUCUGCUCCUGAGCUCCAGGGGCGAAUUUCGGUCGAAAGGGAACCGCCAGUCUUCGACCUGACCGUGGCAGACAUGUCCGAUGUGGAAGAAGACAAUGGAUCCGGAGAUGUUGAUGCGCAGAGCAGUUCAGGAGAGGAGUCGGAGGCUCGGGAUGAUGGUCGCGAGGAGGUCGGCGCGGCGAUUGCAAAGAGAAUGCGAGGUGUCCUUCCGGCAUCCUGGCUUAGGCUCGACCAACAGGCAAACCGUCCCAAGCCUACUCAGUACCAACGCCCCGAUGACUCCCCUGAGAAGGGUCCAAGACGAGGCGUGGCUGUCCGACGGAUAGGUCGCUCGGCAUCAUCUACGGCAGCAGCGUUUCUCUUCGAUGACUCAGACGACGAUGUGGUCACUACGCAGACGCCUACACGUCCUUCUCACAAUAUCCAGACUGUGUUGCCUUUCGAGAGAUCUGAGGUCACGGAAAUCAGUGACGACGACGACGGUGGCUCCGUCGUUGAAGAAGACCAGGUUGACCAUAUGCUACCAAGCAGAAAACGUCAAUUGACUUUGAAAGACUUUCGACAACCCGCCAAAAGGCAGAAAAAGAACGACCGUCUAUCAAGCACCCAACCCAAGAAACGCGGGCGACCGCCGAAAAGCGCACUCCGAACUUCUGGAGCUUCCCGCCUCGAUCCUUUCUCUAAAAGUCGCAAAUCUACUUUGAGCAACACUCGAGCUGUGGCCCGAGCGAAACCUCCAAGGUUGAGCAUUCUGGAUGUCAUCGAACCAGAUGCGCCGAAGUUUCUGAAGAUUGCGGCUCGAGCAGCUCACAGCAAGCGACACAUGGGACGAUCCAGUCCUACACACAAGAGCAUACGCCUAGCCACGCGGAAGGACAAUGUAGAUGCCGGCAGAGUGCUCCAACAGUGGAAAGGAGGCAAGAUUCGACCUCGAUCUGGAUUGCAGACGAAGAAACCUAGGCCCACAGGGUCAAGUGGAAGACACCCACUGACUCAACUACCAUCAAAUGUCUUCUCUCGUGGUGCUGUAUCCUCUCCAAAAGCCCGCAGCGCCACGCAGUCUGAUGAACUCCGUCGUGAGACCUCAACGCCUUUGACGCCUUUGACGCCUUUGCCGGAGGCGCACUCUCGGAUAAGGCAAAUGUCGAGAAGUAAUUCGGUCACAAGCCAGCAGACGCAAGAUACCCGAAAUAGGCCGGCUCAGCUUGAAACGGAUUUGACCCAGCAACCGGGUAGAGUCGGUUUCCAAGCAAAGAAGCGAGCUCUCGAUGCUCUUUUCAAGCGUAAUCACUCGCAGUCGCUGUCAUCGAGAAGUGCGCACUUGGAUUCUUUCUUAGAUGACACAUCAUCAGUAGUAUCAGGGCACAGCCUUGCUGCUGGAGGCUCUCCUGAGCCUGCAGCAGUCAAGAGGCCCAUACUGAAGCGCCCGAGAAAGCCUGUACAGCCAAUCCAGAUCGAUGUAACGGCCGCCCAUUUCCGCCACGCAGAUGACCCCAUGCCUAUCAUAGAGUUGAUAACUCCCGUCGAAACGCCCAAAGCCGCGUUCAACGAUAAUCAGCUUCUUGGUCUUGGUCCUUUUGGCACACACUAUACACAGCACUUUGAUAUUUUCCCCCUGGACCGCGGGGUCUUCUUUCACGAGACAACACUCAUAGGCAGUGGACGGGUCAGCUCAAUAGCGUAUGACCAGUUUCCCGAGAAGGUGUGGAAUUAUCGACCCCGAAUUUCUUACAGCCUUGGUGAAAUGGUCCUUCGAUGGGACUCAUGGACCGAGCAAGUCUCGUCCGAGUUCGGCAUCGUGAUGGACGGGAUCCUCGAGCAAAUUCUCAGGCCAUCGCUGUCUGCAGAAGUCACACUCAAUGGCAAAGCAGCGGCAAGAUUUGUUCUGGACUACGUCCAAAAAGCGAUGAGCUUCACCAACGAUGCCGAUGCUGCCUCAUUCAUCGCUCGGGUGUCUGAUGUGGUCAAGUCUUUCUUGACGCGCUUCGAAUCUGAAGAUGUCAGUGACUUAGCUCAACGUCGGGAACUGGCUGACGUGUUGUCGAAUGUAUUCCUCGUUGUCUCUUACGCCGUCCGCCUCUGUCAAAAAAGUCCGGCGCUGAUGACAGAGAGCUUUGCUAUGGAGGCGCUUCUCAGAAAAACUGCAGAAACACUGGUCCGAUCGCUACUCGGCAUUGGCCUGGAUGACGUUAUGCAACUCUACGAUGAUCUUCAGACCUUAAGAUACCGCGAGCGUGGCAUUCGCUCCGACAAGUUCGUAGCACACGCUUGGGUAGUUCUCAUAAAGGCCCUAGAAUAUCUUCGGAUUCCUAGGAUGACAUUCUGGGACGUUACAUACUCGUGCAUGAUACAACCAAGUGUCAUUCGUGGCAUGGACUCCCAAGAGUUUGAGAAUCUUUGGAAGAAGAUGUUCACGCUCCUACCCUUGUGCGAAUUUGACGAUAAUGGUGUGGUCGUUUCCGAUAGGAGACACCUGGUUCCCCUGGAAGGGUGGAACUUGCCCCAGCAAGUCCUCAAACGCGUCUUCCAACUAUACCGCGACAAUCCCCGCCAGUCUCCAAGCUUCAACGACUACUGCCGGGCACUAGUAUCCAGAUGCCACUAUCUGGUCGAUCAAUGGGGUUGGCAGAAAAGCAGCGGUAUCAUCGGUACCAUCUUCGACUUCUUUGGCUCGCAGAACUUAUCUCAUCUGCGCAACGAAGAAGCCUUCCGCUCAGCUCGUUUCCUAGACAGCCUUCAUCUUGAGCCUUCUCUCCUUGUCGAGCCUGAGGAUAGGUGUUUCCACAUAUUCCUCAAACUCGUGGCACUAGCCAUCAAGAGGCUGAGACAAAAUGGGGCAAUCAACGACAUUCGGAAUUUGGUCGCUCGCACACUGCCAAACCACGACCGGCAAUAUUCUAAAGAACAAGACGUUCACCAGAAUGACUUAGCCGCUCUCAGGAACCAUCAUGAUCUCUUAUGUACUCUGUUCUGGGCAGCGCCACCUGAUCUUCGUCCCGGCAUCCACAAUCUGGAGAAAUUAGUCAUUCCCGCUAGCUCUCAUAAGGAAGCCUGUCUUAUUAACCUGCGGGCCUGGAAUCAACUGGCAAGAUUUGUUGUACACGAAGAGUCCGCCGCGUCAUUCAACCCGCUGGCUAGCUGGCAGGCCAAUGUCUUCAAGCAGCUGUUGGACCAGUACAACUCUGCCGCAGCAGAUAUCCAACAGCAGUUCUUAGCACUGUCUAAGGAUGAUAGCAAUAAUGUCAGCGAGGACCUGAUGAACUCCAUUGUGGCUACAAACAAAGCUGCAACCAUGGAGAUCAUGCUGUUCUCAGUCAAGUCCUCAAUGGAGGUUGUGCAGUAUGCGAGUAGUUUGGAGUUGGCAAGGCUUGCCUCUAGCCCUUAUCAAUUACAGCAAGUCUUCCAGCAUUUCUCUACUUUGCCAGCAGACUUCCCGUCCACGCUUCUCCAAGCCUCUAUGACCACACUGGAACGUCUUCUUGGCCGAAUCGAGUCGGUCUUCAACGAAGCAGAUGAUAGUCAAGACAGUAUGGCCUCUCGGACUUUGGAGUCCGAGGAUGCUAUUCUGAUGCUGGACCGCGAAUUGGCUGCUGCGUUCCUUUCAGCAGCACGCUGUCUCUUGUCAAAUCAAUCGCGCGGUAAACCUGGCAAUUCAGGCGUGUCAACAUCCUGUGUUGAGCAAUCCGUCGUGGUAUCUGGCAUGAUGAUUGGUCUUUUCGUACGCUGCGGAAUGAUGCUUGACUGCGAACAACGACAAUACCUUCCACUCUUCCUUUCCGUUGUCGCGCAGAAGGGAGCAACCAUUAACCUGGAGGAUAUUGGAGGAAGCCUUUUGCUGUUGUGGCUCAUGGUCAUCAUACAGCCGAGUCACUGCUUGAGAUUUGAGAACCGGUUUGGACAGCAGCUCCAGCGGCAGGGCUAUCCUUUCAUUCCGGACAAAGCAGGUCUUGUCGUCAACCCAGGCUACGCGGCCAACCGUGACUUUUUUGAGUACGCGGCAUCUUGGAUGCGGAAAUCUUUACACACAGCCGACGCUGCCUCCAAGAAGAACAUGCGGUCGGAGUUCGAGAGAGUGCUUAAUGCCGUCAUGAUCCAAAUGCGGGCUGACCUUCAAAUCAUGACCGCAGACGAAUUACAACACCCAAGCUAUAUCAAGUUCGUCCGCAACAUCAUUUCCCUCAUCAAGGCUCAUGGUUCAGACAUCUGUCCCGUACAAAAGUUCUUUUUGGAAGUGAGCAAGGAGUAUUCGCCACCGAUGCAGGACCCGCAAUUACAAGCAGCGUUGAUCCAGUCAUACGGAUUCAAGCUUGCGGAAGGCGACCCCAGAGUCCCUAGUACGUUAUUCCACUUCUUGCUCAAUAACUUCAAGGGGGCUCUUCAGCGUGGCCGACUGCCGCAUGAGGUUGUCCUCCUAAAAGGGGCUUUGGAAAAUGAUGCCAUCAUGUCGUUCGUUCUCAGCAAGAUGCUUCCCGCGGUGCUGCAUGCCACCCUAUCUAAUGUCGAGGCCUACGCGAUGCUCGAUGUUUUAUGCGACGCGCUUGGACUGGCAAUAAAAUCGUCACCUAUUCCUCGUCAAGUCAGCGAAGACAAUAUGGGGUGCAUUGCUGCCUUGGUCACCACCACAUUGGCGUGGGCAAACGCCCUAGGACGGAGCAUGCUUAGUCCUGAGCAUGUUCAUGUGCUCCGACGCAUCACUUGGCUCCUCAACGCAUUUCAGCCUUCUCUUGAAGCGUUCUCAUUCAUGGUUACAGAACCUCGAGGCUGGGACAACGUUAUGUCGAUGUUACAUUGGUUCAGCCUGCUCGCCCAAGGGGCGCAAGAGUAUCUUGAAAACCAAGAAACCCCUUUCAUAGCCGCAUCGGGGCUGUUUCGCCGACUCAGAACUCUCAAUGAGAUCUUCACGAUCCAGGACACCACGGUUCUGACCUGGUCAGAGCAUAUAGGAAACGACAUCAGUAGGAAUUGGGUCACGACAGGACCAUUGUUAACGGUAUCACCACACAACCGUGGCACACCUUCAACGCAGUCUGGGAUUGGAUCACUACGGCCUAAGUGGGACAUGCAAGAAUUGACGACGAGUCUGCUAGAUCAAAUGCGGAACUGGCAUGAGUGGUGGACGAGGGUGAAGGAGUUGCCAGCUGAUACUGAGGAAAAACAAGUACAUACCAUUAUGCCCACAGCUAUCUACCAAGGAUUCAAAAAUAAUCUUCAUCGCCAUUCCGCCGUUCUCACUAAGCAUGGUACCGGCUUCAACAGCUCGAAAGCAAACAAGGUCUCUUUUGCCACGCAACGACACCGCCAAUUGCUGGCAUUUUGCUCAUUGUCCUUCCGAAUGUAUGCAAUAGGGCCUCGGGCCCUUGCAUCAGCCUCACGAGUCUCCGUUACAUCGAGGUUAGCGCUUUCGGUCGCUCAUCGCAGCCAGUGUCGACAUUUCCACCCGUCCUUUAGGUUGCGGAAGAGCCCGUCCGAAGGCGGCGCAGAAGACGGCAAACCACCAGACAAACCGGCCGGCGAGCAAGAGGACGGCAGUAGAAGCAAAGAUGGCAGCAUAAGCAAGACUGAGUCGGUCACGGCGGAGUCGGCUUUUCGGAGGUCGAGAGGCGGCGCGUUCGCCUCUGCGAGAGCGCGCCUCUCAAGGCCGCGGGCCGCUGACGAGCUGCCACCGGUGAAGCUGCCGCAGAGCUUCCUCGACAACAGCGUGUCGCUGUACGAUCCCGAAAACCGCAUCAACACCCUCACCAACGACCUGUGGCACCAUCGAUACAUGGGCGCCCGCUGGCACGAUCUGCUCUGGAAAGAUUUGGAUCUCGUCUUCAGCCAUGCGUCUUGGAGCGAAGCGAAGUUGCAAGAUGCGCUGCGCCGGGGCAAUCUCGAAGCCAUUGAGAGGAGGAGCCGCCUCCUUGCUGAGGCAUCGCAGUGGCUGAGUCUCUCCAUUGACGAGAUGCGAUCUUCGAACAACCUGCAGAACUCCCGCGAGCCGCUGCCGACCACCGAAUUCGCAGACAUGCUGCGAUACUCCAACAAAUUCGUCCUUUCGAACCUUUUGUCGCAACACACCAGAGCAACGACGGACGCCGAUCCAACACAAGAUCCAGACAGCGUACUGCAAUCGCUUGUCGAGCAAUACAUCGAAGAGGGACGGCCGAAGCUGCGACGUGACGGACUGAGGUUAUUCGACCCCCGAAUCCGCGGCGAAGUCGUCACGGCUGUGUGCGCGGAGCUUUCUCUGCAGCCGGACGCAAGUGCCGCAGGCAGGGAGCUCAAGAGACCGCUUACUGUCGUCAACAUCCCGAACUACACCGGCCGAAGCCAUACCAAGAAGCUCAUGAAGCACGUUGCGUCAUGCGCGGAAGCCGAUUUGAUUCACCUCGAUGCGCAGGAGCUGGCGAUGCUUGUCGGCGACUACAUCGGGCAGGACUGUGCCUACUCGCGCGGCUCGAUCUCUAUGCUGGGAUAUCGGUCUGCCGAGAUGAAUGGACGUCUCGUCAAGAGCGAGGAGCCGUCCAAGCCCAACGACGAGGAUCUUUCCGGCGAGAUCGAAGCGGCAUGGGUCAACCUUCGAGAUCACGGGGUGGAUGGCGGCUACGGCAACCCAAUGGACAACGAACUGCAAAAGAUCAAAGAAGGCCCCAAGGACUACAUCCUUCCUUCUGUCGAUCGAUGGGAAAACCUGAAGAUCAACGCCGUUCUCGAGGAGAUUGCCAACUCGGCUACGAAGAUGACGUCGAAGCCAGAUCGCAACCUGAUCAUUCACGUGGACGACUUCGUCGAGCUCAACAUGACGCUCGAGGGUGCGCUGCUCAUCGGUCGACUUCGGACCAUCGUAGACACCAUGUGGCGCGCUGGAAAGAGAGUGACCCUGGUGGGCACCUCAUCCAACGAGAACCCUUCGGAGCAGUACGCAUCGACGCUCAAGGAGAUUGCGGCAGAGGAGUGUUUGAUCCCUUUGCCCCUGAACUUCCAGCGGAUCACCGACGCUGCAAACACCAAGAAGAUUUACGAGGCCAAUGACUUCUUGCAAGAGAACCUGCGAAACAUCCAGCAUAUGCUGAAGAGCAUUUCUGGCCAAACGCGAGACACGAGUAAACUGCGCAUCGUUGGCGUGUCAAAGUCCUCGCCGCCGCAGUUCCUCUUGGAUGACACACAUGGCUCUUAUAUGGAGGUCUCGCUCAUCCCCCGCGUUCUGGCAACCUCCAUCCUCCCCCUUUCCGACGUAUACCACAUAACCCGCCUCUUCUACGCCUGCGAGGGCACCGUCCGCCCCGACGAGUCAUGGAGGGUUCUCUUCGACGUCGUCGAGUCCAGCAGCUACAGCACCGCGCAGCUGCACCGCACCCAGGACCGGCCGACGCGCUCCAAAUCCUCCUCUGCCGGCGCGAGCUCGUCUGCCGACAUGCAGAAGCCCGAACCCGAACGCCUCCGCGUGUCCGGCAACUACAACGACUACGAGAAGAAGCUCCUCAGCGGUCUCGUCAACAGCAGCGAGAUCAAGACGACGUUUGCCGACGUCCACGCCGACGCGGAGACCAAGAACAACCUCAAGCUCCUGACCUCGCUGUCGCUCGUCCGCCCUGAAGCCUUCACAUACGGCGUCCUCGCCACCGACAGGAUACCGGGCUGCCUCCUCUACGGCCCGCCCGGCACCGGCAAGACGCUCCUAGCCAAGGCCGUCGCCAAGGAGAGCGGCGCCAACAUGCUCGAGGUCAGCGGCGCCAGCAUCAACGACAUGUACGUCGGCCAGAGCGAGAAGAACGUGCGCGCCCUCUUCUCGCUCGCCAAGAAGCUGAGCCCGCUCGUCAUCUUCAUCGACGAGGCCGACGCCCUACUCGCCGCCCGCGGGCAGCGGAACCGCGCAGCGCACCGCGAGACCAUCAACCAGUUCCUGCGCGAGUGGGACGGCAUGAGCGACACCAAAGCCUUCAUCAUGGUCGCCACCAACCGGCCCUUUGACCUCGACGACGCCGUGCUCCGCCGGCUGCCGCGCAAGAUCCUCGUCGACCUGCCCCUCAAGGCCGACCGCGCCUCCAUCCUCCGCAUCCUCCUCAAGGGCGAGACGCUCGACGCCUCGGUCGACGUCGACGACGUCGCGCGGAAGACGGUGCUCUACUCCGGCUCCGACCUCAAGAACCUCUGCGUCGCGGCCGCCAUGACGGCCGUCCAGGAGGAGAGCGAGGUGGCGGCGCGGCACACCGGCCCGGAACCCUACGUGUUCCCUCCCAAACGCACGCUUGCGAAACAUCAUUUUGAUAAAGCGCUCAAAAUGAUCGCCGCCAGCGUCAGCGAGGACAUGGACAGCUUGAAGAGCAUCCGUCGCUUCGACGAGAAGUACGGCGAUGUCCGGGCCAAGAACAGCCAGAAGAGGAAGGGCAUGGGUUUCGGUGUGCUGCCGACGUCGACGGAUGCUGAGGAGGCUAGGGUGCGGCAGGCUGUUGCUUGA